Messenger RNA from Phialemonium atrogriseum, 4170 nucleotides. Its product is annotated as killer toxin subunits alpha/beta. Gene Ontology annotation, molecular function: chitin binding; hydrolase activity, hydrolyzing O-glycosyl compounds. The coding region runs from base 1 to 4170 and encodes 1389 amino acids. Gene Ontology annotation, biological process: carbohydrate metabolic process. The record is from RefSeq and is a predicted model, not a curated record. The transcript has 4 exons. NCBI's taxonomy places the organism in Eukaryota, Fungi, Ascomycota, Sordariomycetes, Cephalothecales, Cephalothecaceae.
AUGCGUUCCACCACACUCCUUUUCUCUCUCCUUUCCUUCCUCUUAGCCGUCCUGCCCGUGGAGGCUCAGGAAUGUAGCGCCACUAAAAAGUGCGCAACGGGCUGCUGCUCCGAAUUUGGCUUCUGCGGCACCAGCGAGGAGCACUGCGGCGCCGGCUGCCUGAGCACCUGCGAAUUCAAGCUGGGAUGCGAUGUCAACAACCCGUGUCCCGACGGGACAUGCUGCUCCAAGUUUGGCUUCUGCGGGUUCGGCAAGGAUUUUUGCUCGCGCGAGAACUGCGCGACCGGCUGCGAUGCCAAGUCGCAGUGUGAUCCGGGCACGUUUGGGUCUGACUUUGUGGAGCUCAAGAAGUGCCCCCUGAAUGUGUGCUGUUCCAAGUGGGGCUGCCAGGCCUUCAUGCCCGAAGACGUGCCCCUGGGUGUAUACACGCACCUCAACUUUGCAUUUGCCAGCAUCGACCCCAAGUCGUACAAGAUUGUGCCGGCCCAGGCCGAGGACAUUGCACUCUACUCGCGCCUGACGGCCCUCAAGAAGUCUGACUCAGCGCUCAAGGUCUUCAUCGCCAUCGGCGGGUGGACAUUUAACGACGACGGCCCAACUUUCCACACCUUUUCGGAGCUGGCAGCCGAUGAGUCCAAGCAGAAAGUAUUUUUCGCGUCGCUUAUCAGCUUCAUGAGCACAUAUAACUUUGACGGUGUUGACAUCGACUGGGAGUACCCCGUGGACAAGGACCGUGGCGGCAACGCGGCUGACUAUGACAACUUCCCCAAGUUCAUGAAAAACCUCAAGGCAGCACUCGACGCCGGCAGUGGCGGACGUAACGGUAUCUCCAUCACGCUCCCUGUAUCCUUCUGGUACCUACAGAACUUUGAUAUUGUCGAGCUUGAGAAGUGGGUUGACUUCUUCAAUAUCAUGUCAUACGACUUGCAUGGCCUAUGGGACAAGGGUAAUAAGUGGCUAGGCGCCUUUCUCAACUCGCAUAGCAACAUGACUGAGAUCACCGAGUAUCUGGACCUCUUCUGGCGCAACGACAUCAAGCCGGAAAAGGUCACGCUAGGACUGGCCUUUUACUCGCGCACCUUUUUGGCAGCCGACAAGGGAUGCACCAAGGCAAAGUGCAUGUUCGACGCCGUGGGCGAGGCCGGGCCGUGCAGCAAGGACGACAUUGGCGGCACGCUGACCAACGCCGAGCUGACGGACCAGAUCCGCGCGGCGGGCGUGACGCCGACCCUUGACAAGGACGCCAUGGUCAAGGUGGCCGUCAUCGGGCGCAAGUGGAUCUCGUACGACGACGAGGACACGUUCAAGCUCAAGGUGGACGCGGCGCGCAAGAUGUGCCUCGGCGGCGUCAUGGUGUGGGCCGUCAGCCAGGACUACACGGACAAGACGGCCAAGGUGGCCGCCGCCGUCGGGAAGAAGCGCGCCGCCUCGGGACUCUUCGACACGCGGUACUCGGCGCAGCUGCAGUCGGCCACACGCAUCGUCCGUAACCAGUGCUACUGGUCCAACUGCGGCGCCGGAUGCGGCAAGGGCUACAAGGCGGUGCCCCGGCUCGACAACGACGGCCGCGACGACGAGGUCAUGCAGGACAGCCGCUACUGCCAGGGCGGAACGCUGCGCCACUUCUGCUGUCCCAACUCCAAGACCAUCCCCAAGUGCGGCUGGUUUGACUUCUUCAACGGCAAGUGCGGCAAGCGCGGCGGGUGUCCGGCCGGCAGCGAGGAGAUCGUGGCCCCGGCGGACCAGCAGCGAGAGGUCGGCUCGACCCAGGUCGCCUGCAACAACGGCAAGGCCCAGGUGGCCUGUUGCCAGACCGAGACCGAGUCUGGCAAGGCGCUCGACUCCUUGAUAGGCUACGACAUAUGCAAGUGGUACGGCACCACGACCGACAAGUGUGAUGCCAUCGGGGCCAUCGACAACGACCCCGACAUCGCACGCUCUGAGGCGUGCAGCCUCAAGGAUAGCGACCGCCCCAACUACAUGAUCGAGAGCCUCUGGGGCAGCGGAGCCACGUAUUGCCGCAAUCCCAACUUUUACAAGGACAACGACCAGUUUCGCCCGCUGUGCUGCAAGCGCCCCGAGGUCGACGUGCAGUGGAACAGCUGCACCAUGGUGUUUGCCGAGCGCAAGGACGGCAACUUUUGCCAGGCGCACUGCCCGGCCGGCACCAUCCGCAUGGCCAUGGAGCAGCCGGCGGUGUACGAGAGCUGCAAGGGCGGUGCCAACGCCAUCUGCUGCGAGCCGCGCUUCCUCACCGAGGCCAACAACGCCGACGAGGUCCAUCACGGCUACGUCCUCGCCCUCGAGAAUGUGCUCCAGAACCCGGACAUGUGUGAGUGGGGCGACAUCGACAAGGACACCCUCCAGAAGCGUGGUUUCAUCGACUAUGCGGCCGACUGCAGGAUCGCCUUGCAGGGCACCAUGAACAUGCUGGGGUCCCCGGACAUUGGCGUCCAGCAGAGAUACGUCAAUGAUUGGAAUCUCGCCGUCAACCAGGCCGGCAUGUACGGCAUCCCGGCCUCGGCCAUACAAUCGCAGCCCGAGGGCUACGCCUUUAGCACCGCCCCCUCGGCCCCCAUCCAGACCGACGUUGCCGAGGGCAUCCUCAACUCGGCCAAGGAUCUCAACGAGCAAAAGCAGAAGCCCGCGAAGCACAAGUGGACCUGCCCCGUCGAAUGGAUCUGGGAUGCCAGUCUCGAUAUCCGAGUGGAUCCGGACGAUGGCGGUUGGGAGGUGAUCGAGCCGGAUCUCCAAGGUGUACAUACCCAGCUUCGCCGUCGCGAUGAUCUUGGUCCCGAAGUCCCGAUCUCGGCUGUCCAGGAGGAGGAGGAUGGUGAUUAUGAAGCUCCCUAUCCCAGACGUGUGAACUGGCUCGAGGGGAUCGCCAAUCUGCGCCGCUUUCAUCUCAAAAACAAGGACAAGGACAACACGGCCGACACACCCAACAAGCCCAAGCUCCGUCGUCGUGAUGCCGACAGCUGUGAGCAGAGCUUCCGGUGCCGUGCCGGGAUGCUGGGCUUCGAUCUCUCCAAGAGGGAGGAUAGACUGGCUUAUUUCAAUGUCACCCUCGCCGAGGCCCAAGGAAGGCCCAAGCGCUACGCCGAGGCGCUCGAGCGUCGGAACCGGUCGAAGAACAGGACGCUGGAGGAGCGCGACUCGUACCAGAUGGGCCAGCCGAGAUCGUACACGGUCAAGUCGUGGCGGUACUCGGCCAGCCAGUGGCCCGGCGACAUCAUCGAGUCGUCGCAGUAUCCCAACGGCAACCAGGGCGACGACCUCAUCUAUCUCAACAACGACCCGUCCCGCUACGUCGUCAAGUCAACCGGCUGCGGGCCGCAGGACUACACGCUCAAGACGCGGGCGGCCAAGAACGAGGUCAAUGGCAUCUGGGUCACGGAGCACAUCCUCGAGCUGAAUACCGUUGGCCGCUUCAUGACGGCCUCGCUCGACGGCGGUCUCGGCGGUCUCGGCGCGCCCAGCCACCUGCCCGGCUUCUACUUUGGCGAGGCCGCCACCCUCCACCAGGUCCAGAUGUUCGCCUACAACUUUGUCGAGUGGAACAAGCACACGGCCCUCACGCCCGCCGACACGUGCCUGCUCAAGCUGGGCUCCAUGGAGGACCGUUCCGGCCUGGUCGUGUGCGACUCGAGUCUCAACCUGAUGAAGACAAAGAUCUACAAGCUCCAGAACCCCGUCGGCGACACCACGUGGCACGCCUGGUGCAUCUCGCCCCUCCCCGCGAGCCUGGAGCGGGGUCUAGCCUACAUCCAGACCAUCAUGGCCGUCUUCGACUACUACGACGACCGCAACGUCAAGAACCGGCACGCGACGGCCUACCAGUCCGUCAUGGAGGAGAUGGCCUACUUUGAGAUCGCGUACGAGCACCAGUUCGGUCUCGACAUCUACGGCGAGUGGCAGCAGCGGUGGAAGGAGUUCAUGGAGGCGCACUUUCUGCGCGUCGUCACCCACACGCGCGUCUGGCUCCUGGGCCAGCUCAAUGACCUCUACACCAUCUGGCACACCCUGCUGCAGGGGUGCGCUGCGGGUGGGUGGGAAAUGUGCGCGUACUGCAUGGCUGCCGUGUGGCUCAUCAACGAUCAUUUCCAGGCCGUCUCCCAGGGCCAAAAGAUUGCCUUUGACAGUAGUAUCUUUGACGAUCUGUAUCUUUGA